Theileria orientalis strain Shintoku is the source of this 2142-nucleotide messenger RNA. RefSeq lists its product as hypothetical. NCBI's taxonomy places the organism in Eukaryota, Apicomplexa, Aconoidasida, Piroplasmida, Theileriidae. The record is from RefSeq and is a predicted model, not a curated record. The transcript has a single exon. The coding region runs from base 1 to 2142 and encodes 713 amino acids.
AUGGACAAAAAUAUAAAAAAUACCAAAGAAGUCUCCAGUAAUGAUGGUUUUUUAAAAGUAAACUUGAGUGCCAUAUCGUUUUAUGAAAGAGAUCAUAAUAAUUCGCUAAAUUUAAAUGAAACUCUGGGAAAUGUGUAUAAAUCGUUAAUUAAGUGUGAUAAGCGUAGUACAGAUAUUGCUAAUAACACAACUUUGUGUAAGAGUUCAUCCUGUUGUGUAGUAUUCUCCCUAAAAUUAUUGUCCGGAUCCAGCAAACAUAAAGACUACUGGACCUUGUGCUCGGAAGUAAUAACCAGGCCUCUGUUUGUCAAGUAUAAGAGGAAUGACAAAGGAUAUAUAUCUUUUUUGACCAACCAUACGGAAGUGCUGCGAUUUGGUAAAGCAACUAGUGUAGAAUCUAUUAAACCCGUUGAUCAAUAUAAUAAGCAUUUCGGUUCGGUGAUUGAUACUGAUAGAUUCCUAUUGUCGAUAGGAGUAUCAAUCGUUAAAAAAUCGAAAUUGCUGUACAUGGGAUACGGAAAUAAGUAUCUGUCUUCAGUUGACCUGUUCGGUAAACGACUGUCUGUAGGCAUUCUGGGUGAUAAAAACAACAACUCACUCAACUUGGACAGCGGACUUUUAUUUUUUGACCUUUACGUAAAACGUACCCACCUGGUUCCAAUUCCAAAUUCUGAUAUCGUAGCUCAAACGGAGUCUGCAGAAAAUAAAGGUUUCGGUUCUGACAAAAAUCAAGAUUCAAGUAACGAUUUAUUAAAUAAUCUAAAUGGGCUUAUUUCUAAUAAAAAAUUGGAUAUUGAGGCCUGUUUGAAGGAUACUAAAUUGUUGAGCGAGUUGCAGUUGGAUGAUUACACAACUUCAUCCUCGUACGUAGACUCGGUAUCUGAAGUUAGUAGCGUUAAAAAGGUACCAUUAAGUAAAAAGAAAGUGUUGCCACCUCCGAGACCUAAGAAUGAUAACUCUGUACCUGAUAAACAGGUUGUUCAUGUUCAUAGUAAUUGUACUCAUUCAGUUGAGGACAGUAAUAAUACGAAAUCAGGCGCCUCAAAAGAUUUUGGUCAAAAAAAUGAUGAGGUUCAUCCUGAAUUUUGUGAAAAUUUCAAUGCCGACUCAAAGUAUGAUAAGAAUAUAAAGGGUGUUAAAGUCACUUUUAACAAGGAUUUCGUGGAGUUAAUUGACUCCUUGGCCCCAAAAAAGUAUGCCAACUUAUCGCAAACCAGUAGCAGUCUCCUAAAUGGACUGAACUUGGAAACUAGUAGAUUAAAAGGCAAUGAAAGCAGACCUUGGUCUGCUAAACCUGAGCGUUUAAGCUCAAUAUCACCGGAUGGUUUUAGUUUUAAGGUUUUUUUAAAGUUUGUUAACUUGAAUGGCGGUAAUGAUGACCGCAAAAUCAUGACUGAUAAUGGUGAUGAUGUGGAUGCGGCUGUAAAUGACGUAAAUUAUCAAAAUUAUCAAGAUAUUCGGAAUCAGAGUAUCGAUGGCGGUAAUGAAAACGAGUGUUUUGGAGGCGAACAUGAAUCUCUAGGUGUAAUUUUAAACGAGUUGUUUUUGUUUUCUAAUAAGGUGUUUUUAAUUUCCAACACCAAGGGUACCUAUGACACUGUGUGGAUUAAAACGCGGUCGUCUGCUUCUUUGGAAAACAUAAUUAAAAUACCCAUUAGUACCUCGAGCAGUAAGAUGGGCGAACUGUUCGAUUACUUAUCCAAAAUAAGUUUAUCGUCAGUUUAUGGAGUUGGUUUUCUGGUUGACCUGAGGGUGGACCUGUUUGCCUUGGAAGUCUUCAUUUCAAUUUUGGAGGACAAAAUAGGGAAUAUGGAUUUAAACAUUCCAAUCAAGUUGACUGAUGUGGUUUUUUCUUUAAAUUGCACCGAUUUUCUAUCCUAUUUUGACGAUGCUCUUGACCACCUUUCAUCUAAACUAGACAAGUCAUCUUCUGCCACCCACAGUAACACCAUUUCAAGUCACUCCAGUUCAGCCCAUUUGUAUUAUCAGGACUCUCUUCGGUCUAACGUUCAAGUUGAAAGCGCUGGCCCCGUCUGGACUAACAUUUUAAAGAAGGAGAUAGGUUCUAUUAGGGAGGAAAAUUCGAUUCAUGAUAAUUUCCUAAAAUUUAUCUGGCCUUCGUAUGGUAAACAGCUUGCAUAA